UUGUAUGUCUCUGUCCAUCCAGCUCUUGACGUUCAAGUUUACAGGAACGUCACGUCCGCACUUGAACUUGCAGCUCAGGGGGGCUUUUGCCAUUUUUUUUUCAUUUCUCUCCUUCUCUAUCUCUCUCCUUUUUUUUUUUUCUUUUUUUUUUUUACCCCCCUCCAAAAAAAAAAAAAAAAAAAAAAAAGCCAUGACGGCUGUCCCACAAUUCAUCUUCUCAGCACCAUCUUUCUAUUAUUUCUAAUUUAUUUUGGAUGUCAAAGGCAUUUGAUGAAGAUAUUUUCUCUGGAGUCUCCGUCUUUCUAACCCUGCUCUCCCGAUGUGAACCGAGCUCUCACAAGCCACCCCACCAACCAACAUGUCUCGCCGAAAGCAAGGCAAGCCCCAGCACUUAAGCAAGCGGGAAUACUCACCCGAACCUGUCGAAGCCAUUCUUACAGACGAUGAGCCAGACAACAGCACAUUGGGAGCUGGAGAAGGGGACCAUGACCUUCUAACUUGUGGCCAAUGCCAGAUGAACUUCCCAUUGGGGGAUAUUAUUAUUUUUAUUGAGCACAAACGGAAACAAUGCAAUGGCAGCCUUUGCUUAGAGAAGGCUGUGGAUAAACCGCCCUCGCCAACGCCAAGUGAGUUGAAAAAAGCGUCCAAUCCUGUGGAGGUUGGCAUCCAGGUCACGCCGGAGGAUGACGAUUGUUUGUCAACGUCAUCUAGAGGAAUUUGUCCAAAACAGGAAAAUGCAGCAGGUAAAGAUGAGCCCAGCAGCUAUACAUGUACAACUUGUAAACAGCCAUUCUCCAGUGCAUGGUUUCUUUUGCAACACGCACAGAACACCCACGGCUUCAGAAUCUACUUGGAAAGUGAACAUGGCAGCCCACUCACACCCAGGGUAGGCAUUCCAUCAGGACUGGGCGCAGAAUGUCCUUCACAGCCACCACUACAUGGAAUUCAUAUUGCAGACAAUAAUCCCUUUAACCUAUUACGAAUCCCUGGAUCAGUAUCAAGAGAGGCUUCUGGUCUCACUGAGGGCCGCUUUCCACCAACACCCCCAUUAUUUAGCCCCCCUCCGAGACAUCAUUUGGAUCCUCAUCGCAUAGAGCGUCUGGGUGCAGAAGAAAUGGCUCUUGCAGCCCAUCACCCGAGUGCCUUUGACAGGGUGCUGCGACUUAAUCCCCUGGCUAUGGAACCACCAGCUAUGGAUUUUUCCAGGAGACUUAGAGAGCUAGCUGGAAACACUUCCAGCUCAAGUCCUCCAUUGUCUCCCAACAGGCCCAGCCCUAUGCAAAGGUUACUACAGCCAUUCCAGUCGGGCAGUAAACCCCCGUUUUUGGCAACGCCGCCUCUUCCACCACUUCAGUCAGUUCCUCCUCCUUCACAGCCUCCUUUAAAAUCGAAAUCCUGUGAGUUUUGUGGUAAAACAUUCAAAUUUCAAAGCAAUCUAGUAGUCCAUCGUAGGAGCCACACUGGAGAGAAACCAUAUAAGUGUAACCUUUGUGACCAUGCAUGCACGCAGGCUAGCAAACUAAAACGUCACAUGAAAACACACAUGCAUAAAUCUUCCCCUAUGACUGUCAAAUCAGAUGAUGGUCUCUCCACAGCCAGCUCACCAGAACCUGGAACCAGUGAUAUAGCUGGUAGUGCAAGCAGUGCCCUUAAAUCGGUGGUAGCCAAAUUUAAAAGUGAAAAUGAUCCUAACAUGAUCCCAGAGAAUGGUGACGAAGAAGAGGAGGAGGAAGAGGAAGAGGAAGAAGAGGAGGAAGAGGAAGAGGAGGAGGAGGAUUUGACUGAAACAGACAGCAGGCCAGAUUAUAGUUUUGGCCUGAAUCUUGAAGCUGCUCGUCACCAUGAAAACCACUCCAGAUCUGGUGAGGAAAGUCGGUCUAUGCCUGAUGUAAUGCAAAGUAUGGGCCUUGGUGCAAUGCAUCAUUUUAGUGAUGCUUUUCAUCAGGUAUUGGUGGAAAAACAUAAAAGAGGGCAUUUAUCCGAACCAGAAGUACAAAGAGACACUUGUGACGAAGACUCAGUGGCAGGAGAGUCAGAUCGUAUAGACAGUGGUACUGUUAAUGGGAGGGGGUGUUCACCAGGGGAAUCGGCGUCAGGAGGCUUAUCAAAAAAAUUGCUUCUUGGUAGCCCAAGUUCAUUGAGUCCAUUUUCAAAACGCAUCAAACUCGAAAAAGAAUUUGACCUACCUGCUGCAGCUAUGCCUAACACAGAAAAUGUUUACUCUCAGUGGCUUGCUGGUUAUGCCGCUUCCAGGCAGCUAAAAGAUCCAUUCCUCAGUUUUGGAGACUCCAGACAAUCGCCUUUUGCCUCCUCCUCGGAGCAUUCAUCUGAAAAUGGCAGUUUACGAUUUUCUACACCUCCAGGAGAAAUGGAUGGAGGGAUUUCAGGCCGUAGUGGCACAGGAAGUGGAGGAAGCACUCCCCAUAUUAGUGGCCCAGGGCCGGGAAGGCCUAGUUCAAAAGAGGGCAAGCGCAGCGACACUUGUGAGUACUGUGGAAAAAUCUUCAAGAACUGUAGUAACCUCACUGUUCACAGGAGGAGCCACACUGGUGAAAGGCCUUAUAAGUGUGAGCUCUGCAACUACGCCUGCGCACAGAGUAGCAAACUUACCCGGCACAUGAAAACACAUGGUCAGGGGGAAAAUACAGCAUCUUUAAAUCUAAGGACAGAACAAUCAAAUUUAUAUGGCAAGAAGUCUGAAAAGAUAUGCAAAAGUAUUAACAAAUAUGCAUACCAAUUUGGGCAGAAAUAAACAAUACAUCUAGCUUUGAUGACGACGAAGAAGAUACAGAAGAUGAACAACUGAUAUGAACAGGCCAGAUAACUCAAAAAAUAAAUAAAUACAUAAACACAUCAAAAAGAACACUGAAGUUGUAGCAGACUAGUGGUGGCUAGUGUGUCAGGCAGGAAUGUUCUAUAAAACCCACUUUGUCCCUUUGCCAACAUGAAUUCUGCUCUGUUGCUAUUAAAUAUCCCUUUUUUUAUUUUCUAUUUUUUUUUUUAUAAAUGUCAGUGGCCAGUUUCACAGUACGUCAUUUAAAUAUCUAAUUGGGUUUUUUAUUUCUCCCCAAAAAGCGGAUACAUAUGUACCGUAAGUUAGGCUCAAAAUGCAGCUGAUAGUCACCAAUGCAGAUGGAGAGGUGGAAGUCAAAUAAUACCAAUGCAGGCAAAAAUAAAUAUGAUCAUGCACUUAAAUUCUUAUCUUGACUCGUGCUGGACUGGUAAAAGACAAUAUGGAUAAAGUGGUAUUUUUUAGUGUUUUCACCUAUGUGGGAUUACGUGAAAGCCUAGUUUAAGAGAUUAUAUACUACACUGGCUCAAUAACUUUAAAAACUAGUCAAAAAGAACAUAACUUAAAAAUGACAUGUUGUAUUCUGAGCUCAACAGAAAAAAAUAGUAAUAUAAAGUGUGACAUUUUCUAACAGUGUGAUAAAUUAAUGGUGUUAUAAAAACCAUGAACCAUUGAGGCCUUUUGAAGUUUGUUAGAAUUCUGCUCCAGGUUUAUAUGGCAUCCAUAAUGUGUUCUUAAGCUGCUGUAAAAUUCCAUGCAAGCAUGACCUAGUGUCCGGAGAUACUUUUAUAAAUAUAUUUCUAUGUUGAAAUUGUCAAACAAACAAAAAAAAAAUGAUGUGAUUAACAUUAACUGUUCAUUGUUAGAUUUUCAAGGCCUACUUGUAGUAGAAAAAAAACUCUUAUAGCACAGAAGCUAUGUCAUUUUAGGAACGUUGCUGUUAAUACAAUUUAAUUUUAAAUAGACUUUGCGAAAAAAAAUUUAAUGACGCUGGGUAAAAAAAAUAUAUAUUUUUUUUGCCUCCAUAUAAUUUUCAUUUUAUAUGUUCCUCUGAGUCGCAAUAAAUCCGGAAUUAAAAAAUCCAGUAUCAGUGCCUGAAAUUCUAAAUAUAUAGCUUGCAUUAUGAAAUAUACAGGUGGGGGUCCUUUUAAUGCAGUUUGUACAUAGUAAAAUAUUGUAAGUUAAAAUAAAUAUGCCAGUUCUUAUGUUAUUCGUUACCCAUUUUGGGUGAAUUUAAUGUGAUGUAAACUGUUGUUAUAUACUGAAAGUAUAUUCCGAGAACCAUUGUUAAUACACGUUAUACAUUUGCCUUUAAAAAGGCUGAGUCGGUUAAAAUUAAAUUGACACAAUAAA
Molecule: messenger RNA, 4144 nt
Organism: Pelobates fuscus (common spadefoot toad)
Lineage: Eukaryota; Metazoa; Chordata; Amphibia; Anura; Pelobatidae
Gene: BCL11A
Product: BCL11 transcription factor A
Exons: 4
Coding region: 359-2752 (797 amino acids)
Biological process (GO): regulation of transcription by RNA polymerase II; negative regulation of dendrite development
Cellular component (GO): nucleus
Molecular function (GO): RNA polymerase II cis-regulatory region sequence-specific DNA binding; DNA-binding transcription factor activity
Source: RefSeq, a predicted model, not a curated record